GCUCACUUCCCUUUUAUUUUCGAAAUUUCAAUCAUGAACAAUAAUGAGCUGCAGCUUUUAGAGGCUGUUGAGCUGCGGUUAGCAGUGGCAGAGACAGAUGCACAACUGGAGAAGAAUGUUGGAAACUUUCUUGUUCCUGUGUUGCUCAAGAUGAGCAGCACAAGUGACGUUGUGCGAAAGAAGGUCACCGUUGUACUGGCUCACAUCAACAAGCGAGUCAAACCGAAUACCCAAAUCAAACUUCCCUUUGAGGCAUUGCUCAAUCAAUUCAACGACCCCAAUGUUGGCGUAUUCGUCAAAAACUUCACCAUCAUUUAUUUGGAAAUGGCUUAUAGCCGUUUGCCAGCAGACGAAGCGGCAACAUUCAUCCCCAAACUUUUACCGGGAAUAGCAGCUCGUCCUGUACCGCAACGGAUGACAGUUUUACAUAUGGUGCUGCCUGUUUUGAACAAGUUCAAGAUGGCACCUGCAGAUUACCGAGUUGCUCGAACAGAGUUGUUCAAAUUCGAACAGAACCAAGCAGAUCUCAAGAUUAUUUUAGCGUUUUUCUUGGAUGUCAUGCUUUACAAUCCACCGACUGUUAAUGAUCAAAGACGAGCAGCUAUGGAAGCGCGAGCUGCGAGGGAUGCUGCGAGAGGUGACCAAUUACAAUCUGAAUCACCAGCUGAACUUCGGCAGCGAAGAGCUCAAGAACUUGCUUCUCUGCAUAGCGGAACUGCACCAACUGAAAACACACCAGUUUCCGUCAUUCCAGAUGGCUUAAGUCCGCAUGCCGUAUCCGAAGUUACUAGGGAUGGAAAGGUCACUUGGACUUCGUCCAGAUUAUCAGAUGCAAAGCUUGGAAUAUUAAAGUUCCUCAUGACUGAUACAUUUGUCGAUAGAGAACGCUUGAAUCAUUUCAUUGUUGGAGCUUGUGAUCCAAAUGAUGGAGUCGUUAUGUCAAGCGAAGAUGGAUUGCGUCGCUGGGUGGCUAAUGUCGACUAUGAAAACACUCAAACCGUCGCUGGCCUUUACACACUGUACCUGGGCUCCAAGGCCCCAAAUGCAAACGCUGUCAAGUUUGCAAGGAAGCCUGGAACGAAAGCCAUCAAACUUAGAGUGGUACAAUAUUUGACUCGAUCUGUUUUGGCCACCAACAUGGCUGCACAAGUUGUCAUGGUCCUUUUCGAUGGAUUAUACGGUGAAAAUACAUCCAGUAAACUUCAACAAUCGGCCAUGACAUUCAUCCAAUGGGUGGCACGCAUGGCUGAUUCUACAAAACUGGCACCUACUGCACCCGUCAUCAUAUCUGGGCUGCUGAAAUGUAUUGAAACUACCAAAGGCGCUCGUGGACAUGAAGCGGAGGCAGUGAGAGGCUAUGCUUAUGUUGCAUGCGGAUUAGUGGCAAAGAAAGUGCCUAGUGUUGCCCGAAAUGAUGCAUCCGUUUUGGAGACAUUUUUCAAAAACCUCGAAGAGGAACCCAAAAACGUUUGUGUCUAUAUUCAAGACGCUAUGUCAUCCAUGAUUGAUGUCUACAAGAGCGAUGAAACCCCCGCCGAUGUCAGAUCGAAGAUUGACGAGCUAGUACUAUCCAGCGUUGAAAAGCAUAACGUUAGCAGCAUUUAUAUUGCACUCAAGUUUGCAAAUGCCAUCUAUCCAUUUUCAUCUGUGUUUGCCAGAUACAUUUGCUUGUUGGGAGUAUCGGCUACGGUUGGAAAACUUGAAGUCCGAGAUGAAGCGUCAAAGGGCCUCCGACCAUUCAUACAUCACGAUAAUGAAUUUACUCAAACCCCAACUUCCUAUCCAGCAUCCGUUUUCCCGGACUUUGUGCAGAUGAUCGAGUAUAUUCACAGUCAUCGCCCUAACGAGAACUAUGGCUAUUACUCCAAGACCCCAGUCGUACAUGGUUAUCCAGUCGAAGUUUACACUGAAAUUCUAAAAUUCUUAAGGACUAUACUAGUUGUUGAAGCAAAUGGGGACAACCUUGUCAUCGACGAUACCAUUGAAGAGAAGGCUGAUGAUGGAAUGACGGAAAGUCCUGUCGUUCGCAGCAAUUUCGCGGCUUUAGUUCACGAUUGGUGGAAUCAAGGCAACGAUAGCCCCAAGAAACAAGCCCUGGAGAAAUAUUUACUUUUGAUAAAAAACGGACUCGAUCAAAAGGUUCAAGAUGCAUUAUUACAUGCCAAAGCGUCAACCUGUCUGCUUGAAAUGAUCUCCCUUGGACCUUCAAGUGUAUCCAAAUCGUUUUCAGAAAACAUGGAUUUCUUCAAGGAAUUCCUUGCCUCUCCCAAGGUUGAAACAAGAGCAGCUUUUGCUCAUAUCUUUGGAAUCAUUGGCAGUGAAGAAGAUGUCUCCGACUCCACUAUUCAAAGCAAUUUGCAAGAGCUGACUGAGAUUGCGGAAAAGCCAAUAACGAGUACUACAUCUCAAGAAGGGCUCAACAGAAAGCACGGCUCAAUCCUAUGUGUGGGAUACCUCCUUUCUCGAUGCCUAUACAGAGGGCGCAAAGUCGAUCAUGACAUUAUGAAGAAGUCCGUGGCUGCAAUUGUUAGUCAACUUCAUCUCCAGCAAAAUGUCUCCAAUGUUGUCUUUAUUAUUGCUGCAGAACAGGCUCUACAAGAAAUUGCGCGUUUCACUGAACUUCCGUUCCCUAGAGGCACAGCCCAGGAUGAUGAAGAUGGAAAGACCGUAUCUACUCCUAAAGAAGAUCACGCCAUGGAGGUCGAUCAACCAGAUAUCUCACAACGUAAAGUUAUUCACAAGUUUGCAAGCAUUGUCAAAUCAUCCCAAGAGAACAAACUACAAGAGAGAGCACUUCUGGCACUUGGAAAUAUUGGCAUGUCUUUGGUUGACGGAGGAGACCUCUUAGAUUUUGUGAUGAAAGUUGUAUACGACUCGGCCGAUUCAAAACAAGUAGAGCUUGCAUUUGCUGCUGGUGAAGCCUUUUCUUACAUUGUGAGUGGCUGGAAUUCAGAAGCUAUGAUCAAGUUCAAGGAUAUCAGCGACGUUUCGGACCCGGUAAUAUGGGACAAUGAGGAGAUCCAGCGUCGCAAAAUCAUCCUGGAGCAACUCUUUGACACUAUUUUCACAAAAUACAUCACUAGUCCAAAAGCUUGGUAUCGUAAAGCUGCAUGUACCUGGAUAUUAUGUGUGGUCAAGUUUUGCAAGGCCAAUGAGCUUGUCAGGAGUUACUUCCCACGUAUUCACACAGCUCUGUCAGGUCUACUGGCUGAUCGCGAUGACUUUACACAGGAACUUGCGUCAAACUGUCUGGGUCUUAUUUACGAGAGUGGUGACAAGGAAAUGAAGGAAGACUUGCUUAGAUCUCUAGUUGGAACGUUUACUGAAGGACGUACAAUCCAGGCUCAGUCAUUGACAGGGGAUACAGUGCUUUUUGAAAAUGGUGCUGUUGGCAAUGCCCCAGACGGCUCAAGUAUUUCCACCUAUAAGGAAUUGUGCUCUUUGGCAUCUGAUUUAAAUCAGCCAGACUUGGUUUACAAGUUCAUGAACCUCGCCAACCACAAUGUCAUGUGGGCAUCGCGAAGAGGAGCUGCUUUCGGAUUCCAGUCUCUCAUGGCGCAUGCAGAGAAAGAGCUUGAACCCUAUCUGUCCAAACUCAUUCCUCGACUUUACCGCUACCAAUUCGAUCCAAACCCGAAAGUAAAUGAAACGAUGAAGCAAAUUUGGAAAACCUUGGUGAAAGAUCCAAAGAAAAGUGUCGACCAAUAUUACGAUCAGAUUAUGGAUGAUUUAAUUGAUGGUUUGGGCAAUCGCUUGUGGCGAGUUCGUGAAGGCAGCUGUAGAGCUGUAACGGAUAUCUUGCAAGGCCGACAUCUAUAUCAACUAGAGCCUUAUUUAGAGGUACUGUGGAAGAUGUGUUUCAGAGCUCUUGAUGAUGUGAAAGAGUCCGUUCGUCAAGCAGCGUUAGCAACAUGCAAGAACCUCAGUCGACUCACAGUGAGAUAUUGUGAUCCGGCAGUAGUCUCCCAACAAGACGGUGCAAAGGUUAUGAACAUUGUCAUCCCAUACUUGCUUGAGCAGGGUAUUGUUUCCAAUGCUGCCGACAUCCAAAAGUUCACACUGAACACACUUCUGCAAGUCUGCAAGACUGGUGCUAUUCUCUUGCGGCCCCAUGUUCCUGCUAUUGUUGACACUUUGCUACAAUCAUUAUCAUCUCUCGAACCCCAAGAGCUCAACUACCUCAGCUUCCACACUGAAAGCUAUAACAUCUCUCAAGACCAGCUCGAUAGCGCCCGCUUGAUGGGAACUAAGAACUCGCCUAUGAUGGAAGGUAUCGAGCAGUGCAUCAAGCAAAUUGAUGAAGAAGUCAUGCGUGAGCUAUCUCCGCGAGUUUUACAUAUCAUCCGUACAGGCACAGGCCUUCCCACAAAGGCUGGAUGCGCACGUUUCAUUGUGUCCAUGUGUAUGACCAGGAAAUCCGCUUUCGAGCCCGUUGCAGACAACUUCCUAAAGGCACUAUCAGGUGCUGUCCAGGAUAAAAAUGCCACUAUUCGAAAGUCUUGGGCUACUGCUGUCGGUUAUGUGUGCCAACUUUCCAGCCAGCAGAAGACCAUUGCAUUCUUGAAGCAUAUUCAAAAGAUUUAUGUUGAAGAAGACGAUGACGAUGCUCGAAUUGUUAGUGCCAUCACCCUUGGAGAAAUGUGCAAGUUCGCUCCAGAUAGAAUGAAAUCUAUUGCCUCCGAAGUUGUCCCUGUUAUCUUCUUCGGUGAACACGACACCGACAAGGCUACAGCUGAAUGCUGGAAGACAGCCUGGGAAAGUCUUACAUCAGGCACGAGAAGCAUGGUUACGCUAUACAUGGAUGAAAUUAUCGAGUUCCUGCAUCCUCAUCUCAACUCACCAUACUGGAGAAUGAAGCAGACAGCUGCACUGACAAUUGCCGAUCUCUGCAAAACAUCGGGCAAAGCGCUUGGAGCCCACGUCAACAAAGUCAUGCCAAUUAUGGUGUCGACUCUCAAUACUCGCUACUGGGCUGGCAAGGAAACCGUGCUAGAUGCAUUUGUGCAACUCUGCCUUUCAUCUCCUGCUUGGUUUGACGGCAAUACCAGCCCAUCCUUGGAUGAGGCAUACCAGAUCAUGAAACGAGAGAGUAAACGUAACAAUCGAUCGUACAAACGAAAUGCACUCAGUUCCUUAACGCUCUUCUUGGACAAAUUCAAUGACCGCCUGGAUGUCUACGACGAUGCCUUUGGCUAUUUGGAACCUCUAUGCAAUCUCGACAUAGAAGAAGAAGAACUUGAUGAGGAGAAUGAUCGACCAUUACUUCUUUUGAUCAAAGCCAAUGCGUUUAAAGCUCUUCUUGCUGCCUUCCGUCCUGAUAUCUUUAAAGAUCAACAGAACGAGAUUCUGCCGCUAAUUACUAUGUUGACGUCUGGUAUUGACAAUCUCGUAUGGAACGUGCAACUAGCCGUUCUAGACAGCCUGCACACACUUGUCCAAAGAAUACCCAAGCAGUGUUGGACAGGCGAUAUGGCUGACACAAUCAUAGAAUCGUGUUGGAUUAGUUUAUUUAAUAUGAAAUAUUCGGCCAUUCGUACGUCAGCUAUGAAAGUCCUGAAGGAAACAAUUAACGGCUUGAAAGAAACUGGCAUCGUAGAAGGUGAUCGAAAAGCAGCGUUUAUGCAGAAGGCAGACUCGUACAUGGUUCGGGAAGUCAAUAAUGCUCUUAAAGAUGAUAUGAAGGAUGUUAAGCAGGAUGUAGCUUCUAUGUAAAUUGCCUGGUCUCUGCCCUUAAUCUAGGACUAAGUCACGUGCUAACUGCCGGGGUGGUUUUGUUGGGCUACGAAAAAUAAAAAAAAAAUAAAAAGUCCGUCUAUUUGUACGA
Molecule: messenger RNA, 5824 nt
Organism: Umbelopsis ramanniana AG
Lineage: Eukaryota; Fungi; Mucoromycota; Umbelopsidomycetes; Umbelopsidales; Umbelopsidaceae
Exons: 22
Coding region: 34-5712 (1892 amino acids)
Biological process (GO): proteasome assembly
Cellular component (GO): nucleus; cytoplasm
Molecular function (GO): molecular adaptor activity
Source: RefSeq, a predicted model, not a curated record